This is a messenger RNA of Racocetra persica, 530 nucleotides long. Lineage: Eukaryota; Fungi; Glomeromycota; Glomeromycetes; Diversisporales; Gigasporaceae. The record is from the annotation of a GenBank genome assembly.
AUGGAUGAUAGGAAUAGUGAAAGAGUCCCUCUUCUUCAAAUAGGAAGACAAAUUGAACAAAAAAGCUGUCGUGAUGCAUUUUGUUCGUGCUUAUGUAUCUUCAUAUUUAUUGGAACAAUUGUGGUUCUUUCUUUCUCUGGAGGUACACCUGAGUUUGAUUUACCGGUAGAUAUUUCGCAAAUCCCAAACGCAUAUCAACUUCGACCCAACCGAUUUUUUUAUGUUAUUGAAUCCCUUCCUGUUGAAUUUGAAAGCAUAACCAAUUAUACUUCUACUAAUGUUACGAUAACAAGUUCAAUGGAUAGUUUUGAAAAGGAACCUUUUGAUAUGCCAAGUGGUGUAUUUAAAAUAGCAGAAAUUAUUCCAAUACCUAAAUUUUGGACAUAUGGAUUUUAUGAAAUUCGUGAAUUUCGAUACUUGCUCGAUGGAAAUGCUACUAGGGUAUCAACAGUCAUUUCAAAAUUUGAAGGAUUGUGGUCAAGUUCAAUCAAUAUUCAGUUUACUGCAGCACAUAAUAAAAGUUUAGAUCC